This is a messenger RNA of Penaeus indicus, 327 nucleotides long. RefSeq lists its product as uncharacterized. The record is from RefSeq and is a predicted model, not a curated record. The coding region runs from base 1 to 327 and encodes 108 amino acids. Lineage: Eukaryota; Metazoa; Arthropoda; Malacostraca; Decapoda; Penaeidae. The transcript has a single exon.
AUGCGAAUGUUGAGAUUCACUCUGGGUCUCACACGGAAAAACAGAAUAAGGAAUGAGACGGUGAGGGACAUGCUAGCAACAAGAAAGCUUGGGGAGAAGUUAAGAGAUCGGAGACUGAGAUGGUUUGGCCACAUGAAGAGAAGGGAACAGAAUUACGUGGACAGAAGAAUGUCACAGAUGGCACCACCAGGAAAGGGGCGUAAAUGCAGACCGAAAAGGCGUUUUAUGAACAAAAUCAGAGAAGAUAAGAUGCAAGUAUGUGCUGCUGCGGAGGACACACAUGACAGAAAGAAAUGGAAAAAGCUGACGUGCUGUGGAGACCCCUGA